AUGGCUUAUUUAUUAAUAAAUUAGUACUUAAAGAAGCGUUCACAACAUCAAUUACCUAAUUCUCCAAAAAAUAAAACUGAAAUUUUAACAGCAAAUAAACCAUAACCAUUAAUUUAUUUAAAGAGUGUUGAAAAAAGAAAUAAAUUAGAAAAAUAUCAUAACAAAAAUACUUCAUAAGGAAGUAUUGGUUUUUUUCUUCAAAAGAGUUUGAUUGAAGAUGAAAACUUUUAACGGAUGGAUAUUGAAUUUAACAUGAUUGAUAAAUAUUAAAAUGAAAUUUCUAGUUUAAAAUAAGAAAACCAAACAUUUUAAUAAAAAUUAAAAGAUUAAGGUGUAACAAUAGAUUAAUUAAAAUAAAUGAUAGAAUUAAUUGAAAAUAAAAGAAAAUAAGGUAAUAAUUAAUUAUUAAUGAAGAAUUAUAAUAACUAAAAAUAAAUUAUAUUAAAAAAAUCAAGCAAAUGCACUAAUUGAUGUAAUUAAACAAAAUUUUAGAUUAGGUUAGAGAAAGAUAACAAGAUUCAUUAAUUAGAGAAGACCAAAGAAAUUGAAAUCUAAAGUUUAUAAUUAUUAUAAAAAAAAGAUUCACAAUUAUAGAAAAAUACAGAAGAUAAAUAAAAAUUAGAAAAAAUAUUAUAAGAGCAAGAAAAACUGUUUCUUGAAACUUAAGAAAUCAAUUAAACACACUUUUAAAAUAUAUUAAAAGAGACUUUUCAAUCACUUACAAAAAAUGAAUCUAAACUUAAAUAAAUUAAUUCAAUUUUUUAAAUUUAAUUUCAUGAAAUUAAGAAUUAAGAAAAAUAAAUUCCAAGUUUUGUUGAUUAAUUAUAAUAAAAAAUUCAAAAAGUAAUUCAAAUAGUAAAAAAUAAAUAAUAAGAUUUAAUCGAUUUUGAUGAUUAAAUUGAAUUAGAAUAUUAACAUUGCUAAAAUUUAGUCAAAACUGUAUUAAACAAAUUAAUAAAUGUCAUUAAAAUAUCUGAAAAACAAGGACAGAAUUUAAAUUACGAGAAAAGUAAUCAAGAAUAAAAAAAAGAUUAAAUUAUCCUUAAAGAAAAUCUGAGAUUCUUAUUAUUAUACCAAAGCAUUUUAAGUAAAUUAUUUGAUUCUUUUCAAUAAUUGAUGAAAGUUUGUAAACAAGUAAGAUUAACUUAGAUUGAUUAAAACUUUACCAUAAAUCAAUAAUCAGACAAUUAUUAUUCAAAAAAUCAAUUCUAAUCUGUAAAAAACAAUUAAUUGCAGUUAGCAUAAAUUAGUAUUUGAUAUUUUUUAUUUGAGAUUAACAAAAGUUAGAAAAAAGUGUUCAAAUAAAUAAUCCCAUAUCAACACAAACUUCAACUGAAUAAAUUGCUUUAUGGUGUGGCAAGUGUUAAUUAAAUGAUUUGAUAACUUAAGAAUUAAUUUAUGUUGUCAAUUGUAAAUGUUGGUCACUCAUGAAUGAAUCAUCUAAAAAAAUAUAAAUUUGA
Messenger RNA from Paramecium sonneborni, 1460 nucleotides. The record is from the annotation of a GenBank genome assembly. NCBI's taxonomy places the organism in Eukaryota, Ciliophora, Oligohymenophorea, Peniculida, Parameciidae.